Molecule: messenger RNA, 2829 nt
Organism: Zea mays
Lineage: Eukaryota; Viridiplantae; Streptophyta; Magnoliopsida; Poales; Poaceae
Product: RNA polymerase I specific transcription initiation factor RRN3 protein
Exons: 16
Coding region: 605-2467 (620 amino acids)
Biological process (GO): transcription initiation at RNA polymerase I promoter
Cellular component (GO): nucleus
Molecular function (GO): RNA polymerase I core binding; RNA polymerase I general transcription initiation factor activity
Source: RefSeq, marked validated
AUAUUUUUCUGUGAAUAUGAUUCCUGUAAUUCCAGAAGAGCCCUAAACUUCGCGUCCUACACGCGCCCCCCUCUCGCUCCCACACAAAAACCCUAGCCAUCCAACAGGCAACAGGAGACCAUCAAUCAUCAAUAAAUAAAAAAUAGUAGUAAUUCCUAACCCUAGGAGGCAUCCUGUUCCACGCGACUCAUCCCGUCGUCCGCCGAGCCGCCGACGCCACGCCAGGCCUCCACGCCGCGCCUCCGAGCUCCGUCGCCCCGGACCGCCGGCGCCGGGCAGCCGUGAGCUCCGACCGGACCUGCCCGCGCCCAGGCUGAGGCGCCGCCUACCCGAGCUCCGCCCAGGCCGCCCGCCCGCUCGGCAGGACGACUGGACGAGCUCCUCGCCGCGGGCGCCGAGCAGAGGAGCUCCUCUCGCGGAAGCGCGGACCCGCCUUCAGGCCGAGGUGCCGAGCUCCGCCCCGCCCCGCGCGGCCGCGCCCCUGCCCAGGUCCAGCCGCCCCGCUCGGCUCCUGUUCCCCGCUGGGGUUCCGGCACAAAGCUCCACGGCUCCGCAUCCCAUUGCUGAGAUUCUUCCCGUGAGGAGGUGUUGGGGGUAGCUGGCGAUGGGGGCGGAGCAGGGGUACGAAGAUAUGCAGGGGACCUUCAGGGACUCCGAGGUGUUCGAGUUUGUCGGGAAAGUCCUGCAGUCCGUGCGGAUGGAUCCGUUUUUAAUUGACAUAAGGGACAAAGAUUAUUAUGAUUACAUGCUAGGCAUUAUAGACCCUACCAAGAAAAGGAGUACAGAUGAUGAAGCUAUGUUUGUUACUAUUUUGAGGGCACUAUCACAAGCAGUAUCCAAGAUAGACACCGUGUAUCAUCAUGCACUUCUACACAAUAUAUUUACCAUGUGUGUCUGGCACUUGCACAGUGACACGAGGGUGGUGUUUUUGGAUUUAAUAACCAGAUUGGCUGCUGUGGCAGACCAAUAUCUCAGAGAAUGUUUGCAGAUGCUUGUGAAUAAUUUCACUCCACCUGGACCCCUCAUUCGUUACAUUGAGGAGCCAAGGUGGCUUCCAAAGAAGGAAAAAAUCUACUCUCAGUUGCAAGAGAGUUUGAAAAUGAUUUCUGACACUGUGCCCUUGGCACCAAGGAUGUUAAAGGAUAUAAUUGAUAGGAGUAUGCCAAAGUUGUUUGAUAGCAAAGCUAAGAUGGUAUCAUUUGUCAAGUGCAUGUUGGGACUUGAUGCUGUUGUUUGGGACAUUAUUGGGUCGUCAUUGUUGGAGAAAGUUGUGUACCUACUUACAGAAUUGGAUGUUAAUAUAACAUGGGAAGAUAUUCUUCAAGAUGAACACAACAAAGGUAUAUUUGACAUGGAGCUUGAGGAUUUGGCUGAGGAUGAAGAUAACCUUGGUCAAGAAGGAACAAAGGUCCAUUUUGGAGGAAAUAUGUGUGCCGAGAAACUUGAUGGUUUAAUGGUGGUUGUGUGUGAGCACCUCAAGUCACGUGUAGAAGAACCUGAGCGCCUAAUUAAGGAAUUUGUCACUUUGAAGGCUAUAUUUAAAUCACAUGUGCUGAGGGUGCACAAAUCCAAAUUUGCACAGUUUAUCAUGUUUUAUGCUUGUUCCCUGCAUCCUGAGAUUGGCGAUGGCUUUGCUAAUUUUCUUACUGAUAUUUUUAUUGACAAGGACAAAAACGAGGAUGCAAUUACUAGAGUGUCUGCAGUUUCAUAUGUUGGAAGCUAUCUGUCCCGGGCAAGGUUCAUUUCCGUAAAUAUAGUUGUUUCUGUACUCAAAAGGCUAGUGGACUGGUGUGAUUAUUAUUGUGGCCAUCAGCUGGACAAUGGGGUGACAGCAAAUCCUAUAAAGCACCAGCUAUUUUAUGCUAGCUGCCAGGCUGUGAUGUAUGUCCUAUGCUUUCGGUUAAGAUCUAUUAUGGACUACCCAAAUCUUAAACAACAACUUUUUCGAAUGCGAAUCCGGGAUAUCUUGGUCCACCCAUUGCAGCCAUUAAAGGUGUGCUUGCCUUCAAUAGUGAAUGAGUUCCUGAGACAGGCUACAGCUGCGAGCCUGUUCCAUGCACCUGCGAUCUCAAUGCACGAAGAUGCAGUUGAAUCCGAUCUAUCGAAGGCAUUUGGAGGACUUAAUAGGCUUGACAUGUUCUUCCCAUUUGACCCGUAUCUACUUAAAGAGUCUGACAGAUAUAUACGGCCAAAUUUUGAGUUCUGGUCCUUGGUCAAGACGACAUACAGUAACGACAACAGCGAUGAGGACGACGAAGAGCUUGGCGACAUUGACGCACCUGGAAUGAAUGUGGGCAGCUUGGAUGAUCACUUCGAAAUAGAUUUUAACAGUGACGAUGACAUUGAGUAUAAGAUGAAUAAGAUGUCCAUAACGCCGCAACGCACUUUCUACCAUCCACUGGCUACAAACAGUGAGUCCAACCGCAUGCCUGCGAGGAUCAGACCUUCAGUGAGCCCCCCAUCAUAGCAAGGUUCUGCUCAGCUCUUUACUUGACUGAUGAUGACACAAAAUCAGAUGCUAGGAAGUUGCACGUGCCAAGAAGGGACCAGGGGAUGACGACCAAACAUACACCGGAGUGUAUUCUAUUUAUUAUUCCAGUUGCUAGUAGGGUCAAAACUUUAAUGCAGAGUGUAUAUGUGUUUCAGGGCAACGCGUGGAAAACCGGUUUGUGAUUGUAUACUUGGUAGUCAGCCCUUAGGAACAGGUAUGUGUUUGUAGCAAGACUUACGACGUGAAAUGAGGAUUCUCUUGGGGACAUUAAUGGUAUAACGUGCGAAUGUUAGAACCUAAUUUUCAAUUAUCAAUGAGUCAGGUGCAGCCUAAUUUUC